GUCAGUGCGCCUCAGUUCACCGGUAUGUCAGAGCAGCGCAGCACUGCUCAGAGCAUGUAGCCAAAACUCCAUCAGACUGUGUGGAUAAAGUUUGUACCUGAAGUGAUUUCUUCUUCUCUGGCAACAUUUGAAGCUGCUCUCCGACUCACAACUAGUGUGGAGCUAAAUGACAAGCAGACAUCGACACGGAGACACUCAGAGAUACUCGGAGCACGAUGGAGAGCAAUAAGGGAUUACUUCGCUGUAAGAUUGUGGUGGUCGGGGAUGCGCAGUGUGGCAAGACGGCUCUUCUUCAUGUUUUCGCUAAAGACUCGUACCCGGAGAACUAUGUUCCCACGGUGUUUGAGAACUACACAGCCAGCUUUGAGAUCGACAAACAGAGGAUCGAGCUCAACAUGUGGGACACUUCAGGUUCAGCCUACUAUGACAAUGUGCGGCCGUUAGCUUAUCCUGAUGCAGACGCAGUGCUCAUCUGCUUCGACAUCAGCCGUCCGGAAACACUGGACAGCGUGCUGAAAAAGUGGCAAGGUGAAACGCAGGAGUUCUGUCCCAAUGCCAAAGUGGUGCUGGUCGGCUGCAAGUUGGACAUGAGGACGGACCUCAACGUCUUGAGAGAGCUCUCCAAACACAGACUCAUUCCUGUCACCCAUGAACAGGGGACUAAUUUGGCGAGGCAGAUUGGAGCUGUGGCCUACGCAGAAUGCACCUCAAAAUACUCAGAGAACAGCGUCCGCGAUGUUUUCCACGUCACCACACUAUCGUCCGUGUUCCGCAUCCAUCGGCCUCAGAUCAAACGAGCUGGGUCACGUCGUGGCCUGAAGCGGGUCUCCCAGCAGCCGCCCCGGACUGAGAUUCACGAGCAGACUCCAACAAUCAGAAAGGACCGGGCCAAGAGCUGCACACUAAUGUAGGACCAGUUUACCAGCAACCUGGCCUGCAGAUGAACUUAAUUUAUUGGUGAAUUCUUGUCAGAUCUUUGCACUGCAUAAAAGACAAUAUGAUGAAAACAAGAGCAAAUGCUAUCCUGUGGAGUUCUUUGAGGAAAACUCUCCUUGUUAUUUUUCUUUGUGACCGUGUUCUCAUCAGGGGAGGUUAUAUGUUGUGGGGAAAAGCUUUAUUUCUUUAACGCUUUUACUUGAACAGUAUGACAAAAAACAGUCAUGGACACAAACAGGAGGUUUUAUAAUGAAAGACGAAACAAGGACAGAAAAAGUGAGUGUGCAGAUGAAAGAAAAAAUAAUAGGAAAUAUCAACUAGCAGGAAUUGGUCCUGACCUCUUUUAUGUUGCUUCCUGUUUUGAAUUGCUUUUCUAUCUUUAAGUGUUAAAGUAAAAGAAGCACAAUAUGAUGCACGCUAACUUUUCUGAGUCAUUCAUAAAUGUCAGCGGAUGAACUCUGCUGUUCCACUUCAUAGGAAACGUUCAAAAGAAAAUCUGGACAGAAAAUAUUUUUAAAAAACUGUGGGCUGAGAUGACACUAAUUUCUUAAACCACAAGUGCUUUUAAUAUGAAAAUCUGAAUAAUCACUGACCACAUAACUCAGAAGUGUUGUGAAAUUAAUAUUGUUCUGAUAAUGCACACUGGGAAUCAAAGUCAUUAAGGGAGUUAGUGGGACUGUUACAUUAUGUUGUACAUGUGAUAACGAAAUAAAAAAUCUGCUCUGCAACGUGUUGGAACA
Notolabrus celidotus (New Zealand spotty) is the source of this 1676-nucleotide messenger RNA. Its product is annotated as rho-related GTP-binding protein RhoN-like. Gene Ontology annotation, molecular function: GTPase activity; GTP binding. Gene Ontology annotation, biological process: small GTPase-mediated signal transduction. Bases 216 to 911 code for a protein of 231 amino acids. The record is from RefSeq and is a predicted model, not a curated record. The transcript is spliced from 5 exons. NCBI's taxonomy places the organism in Eukaryota, Metazoa, Chordata, Actinopteri, Labriformes, Labridae.